AUGGGAUGUACACUGAGCGCCGAGGAGCGCGCAGCUCUGGACCGGAGCAAGGCCAUCGAGAAAAACCUGAAGGAGGACGGGAUGGUCGCCGCCAAGGACGUCAAACUGCUCCUGCUCGGCGGCGGGGAGUCCGGCAAGAGCACCAUCGUCAAACAGAUGAAGAUUAUCCAUGAAGAUGGCUUUUCUGGGGAUGAUGUGAAGCAGUAUAAGCCUGUGGUCUACAGCAACACCAUCCAGAGUUUGGCAGCCAUUCUCCGAGCCAUGGACUCCCUGGGCAUCGAGUUCGGAGACAAGGAUAGAAAAGCGGAUGCUAAGCUGGUGUGCGAUGUGGUCACUCGUAUGGAGGACACAGAGCCGUACUCUGCAGAGCUUCUCACUGCUAUGAAGCGUGUAUGGACUGACGCUGGGCUUCAGGAGUGCUUCAGCCGUGCCCGGGAAUACCAGCUCAACGACUCUGCCCAAUACUACCUGGACAGUCUAGACAGGAUCGGGGCGGCAGACUACCAGCCCACAGAGCAGGACAUCCUGAGAACUCGAGUGAAGACCACCGGUAUCGUCGAAACCCACUUCACCUUCAAAAACCUCCAUUUCAGGCUAUUUGAUGUGGGAGGUCAAAGGUCAGAGAGGAAGAAGUGGAUCCACUGCUUUGAAGAUGUGACAGCCAUUAUCUUCUGCGUUGCUCUAAGCGGUUAUGACCAGGUGCUCCACGAAGAUGAAACAACUAACCGCAUGCAUGAGUCGCUCAUGCUCUUUGACUCCAUCUGUAACAACAAGUUCUUCAUCGACACCUCCAUCAUCCUCUUCCUCAACAAGAAGGAUCUGUUCGGUGAGAAGAUCAAGAAGUCACCGCUGACAAUCUGUUUUCCAGAAUACACAGGUGCUAAUACUUACGACGAUGCUACGGCAUAUAUUCAGGUUCAGUUUGAGAGUAAGAACCGUUCUCCCAAUAAGGAGAUCUACUGUCACCUGACCUGUGCCACAGACACAGGAAACAUCCAGGUAGUGUUUGAUGCCGUCACUGACAUCAUUAUUGCAAACAACCUUAGAGGGUGUGGCUUAUACUGA
This is a messenger RNA of Scomber japonicus (chub mackerel), 1065 nucleotides long. RefSeq names its product guanine nucleotide binding protein (G protein), alpha activating activity polypeptide O, b (gene gnao1b). The record is from RefSeq and is a predicted model, not a curated record. NCBI's taxonomy places the organism in Eukaryota, Metazoa, Chordata, Actinopteri, Scombriformes, Scombridae. Gene Ontology annotation, biological process: adenylate cyclase-modulating G protein-coupled receptor signaling pathway; G protein-coupled dopamine receptor signaling pathway. Gene Ontology annotation, cellular component: heterotrimeric G-protein complex. The transcript is spliced from 8 exons. Gene Ontology annotation, molecular function: G-protein beta/gamma-subunit complex binding; corticotropin-releasing hormone receptor 1 binding; mu-type opioid receptor binding. Bases 1 to 1065 code for a protein of 354 amino acids.